Messenger RNA from Fonsecaea monophora, 1275 nucleotides. RefSeq lists its product as hypothetical. The coding region runs from base 1 to 1275 and encodes 424 amino acids. NCBI's taxonomy places the organism in Eukaryota, Fungi, Ascomycota, Eurotiomycetes, Chaetothyriales, Herpotrichiellaceae. The transcript is spliced from 2 exons. The record is from RefSeq and is a predicted model, not a curated record.
AUGAAUCGCCGUGUCCGAUCCGAAGCUCAAUUGGAGCGGAAACGUCUACUUGAUCGACGGCAUAUGCGCACAAAGCGACAAGCGGAGCAGAGAAGAUCGGAGGCCUUGGAACAACUUGUCCACAGCCUCCGGGCCAGAGUGGCCGAGCUUGAGAGGAAGCCAGCCAGCCGAGUUUUUUGUGAGGAGGAAGCGGAGCCUCUGGGUGCCAACAAUGCCCAAGCUCCUUCACCUUCAGAUUUUUUACGAGCAACAACCCGACACCGUGGUCUGUGCGAAGAAGCGGCCGGUACAAUAACCACCACCGUGUUCCCAGGCUCCAGCGUGGAUGGAGAGGCAUCCCAAUACACAACAGCAGCCUACCCCACGAGCAGUGGUGAGCCACUGAUCGACAAACCUGGCAAGCGUUCUCAUGAUGACGAGCUCGCCUCGGCUGCUCUUAUUGUAUUAUCUCAAAUGGCUCGUGGUGCUGUAUCAAACUCGGCCGCAAGCAGCCCCGAGUCGACGUGGAGGACACGUGUGAGUCGACACGCCGCUCCAGCUGAGCUGCACUGUAGCUUUGCCAUCCCACCCUCAUCCUCGCAGCUGGCGGGGGGCCUUGUAGCGGACACGUUUUGCUCUUUGUGCUCCGUUGAGCACCCGGCGGGCCGAGGCUGCUUCUACUCAUUCAUCUCGCGAGCACUGUGGACGGCGCAUGUCGACCUCUUUCGACAUCAUCCAUCAGAUGCACAAAUGAUGCAGCUCCCUCGCAUGCCCAGCAUCGACAACUUCUUUCUCCGCAACCCCGAGAGGCAUCCGCUUGUGGAGAUUCUCAACGUGACUUGUGAUGAGUUUCGCUGUCCGAAUGACGCCGACAACGUCGCAAUCUACCUCCUCAUGUAUCGGCUAUUGCGGUGGAGGGUAUACCCAGUCGCCCGUUCUUACGAGGAUGUACCAGCGUUCUACCGCCCAACAAAAGCCCAGGAGUGCGUGCCACAUCCGGUGUCGAUCGACUUUCUUGCCUUUCCCGAACUUCGGGACAUACUCACCAAGCACCCUGCUCUCUAUUUGGAGAACCACACACAGUUCGAGCGCGAUUUUACCGAAUCCGUCACCGUCCAGUGGCCUCGGCUUGAGCCAGUCUUUAUCACGGACGUGCAGGGUAAUGCGGUGCACCUUACCGACAAAUUCGAGAGCCAUAUCUUUGAUUAUGACAACUGGGCCAUGAGGGACCGUUGGUUCGAUGCCUAUCCACAGUAUGGCCACGCCGUUAACAGAUGCAAACGAACGGGAAUGUAA